Medicago truncatula (barrel medic) is the source of this 1188-nucleotide messenger RNA. RefSeq names its product xyloglucan endotransglucosylase/hydrolase protein 9. NCBI's taxonomy places the organism in Eukaryota, Viridiplantae, Streptophyta, Magnoliopsida, Fabales, Fabaceae. The transcript is spliced from 4 exons. The coding region runs from base 129 to 1004 and encodes 291 amino acids. Gene Ontology annotation, biological process: cell wall biogenesis; xyloglucan metabolic process. Gene Ontology annotation, molecular function: xyloglucan:xyloglucosyl transferase activity; hydrolase activity, hydrolyzing O-glycosyl compounds. Gene Ontology annotation, cellular component: cell wall; apoplast. The record is from RefSeq and is a predicted model, not a curated record.
CCCCUCACACUCACACAAUUUCAGAGUAGAAGCUUCACUUCACUUCACUCUCUUCUUGUGAAGCAUAAAAUUCUUGUUUAUUUUUUGUUAGUAUCUCCUUAAACUUUUUGUGUGUUUGUUUUUUCACAAUGACUAGGAUGUCUUGUCUCUUGGGACUUUCUUUGUGUUUUUUGUUUGUUGGGUUAGUUGCUUCUUCUAAAUUUGAGGAACUCUUCCAACCUGGUUGGGCUAUGGACCAUUUUGUCCAUGAAGGAGAUUUGCUUAAACUCAAACUUGACAAUUAUUCUGGUGCUGGAUUUCAAUCUAAGAGCAAGUAUAUGUUUGGGAAAGUGACUGUGCAUCUCAAACUUGUGGAGGGUGAUUCUGCUGGAACUGUAACUGCUUUCUAUAUGUCAUCUGAAGGCCCAAAUCAUAAUGAAUUUGAUUUUGAGUUUUUGGGCAACACUACUGGUGAACCUUACUCAGUUCAAACCAAUGUGUAUGUGAAUGGUGUUGGUAACAGGGAGCAAAGACUUAACCUAUGGUUUGAUCCAUCUAAGGAUUUUCACACCUACUCAAUCUUUUGGAACCAACGUCAAGUUGUGUUUCUAGUGGAUGAGACACCAAUAAGAGUACACACAAAUUUGGAACACAAAGGAAUUCCUUUCCCAAAAGACCAAGCAAUGGGUGUAUACAGUUCUAUAUGGAAUGCAGAUGAUUGGGCAACACAAGGUGGUCGUGUGAAAACAGAUUGGACUCAUGCACCUUUCAUUGCUACCUACAAAGAUUUUGAGAUCAAUGCUUGUGAGGUUGCUGUGCCAGUGACAUCAACUGAAAAUGCUAAGAAAUGUGCUAGUAGUGAAGAUAAAAAAUACUGGUGGGAUGAACCAAUGUUGAAUGAACUCACUAUUCAUCAGAGUCAUCAACUUAUUUGGGUUAGGGCUAAUCAUAUGGUUUAUGACUAUUGCGCCGAUACCGCUAGGUUCCCGGCCAUACCACUUGAAUGUGUUCGUCACCACCACUAGUGAUGCGAAAGAAAUGAAGAAUUCUAUUACUAUAACUUUGGUGCAUAAAGAAAUUUUGAAAUUGAUUGCAUUGUUAUAUUUUUAUGCAUUCAAAAUUAUAAUUAGAAUUCUCUAUAUUGUGAACAUGUCCUUCAUGUGUCACAUUGUAAUAUAUUUAAUUUAAUGUGAAAUUAUUUUUAUUCCA